Drosophila mauritiana is the source of this 413-nucleotide messenger RNA. RefSeq names its product protein transport protein Sec61 gamma-1 subunit. The transcript has a single exon. The coding region runs from base 100 to 306 and encodes 68 amino acids. Gene Ontology annotation, molecular function: transmembrane protein transporter activity. The record is from RefSeq and is a predicted model, not a curated record. Lineage: Eukaryota; Metazoa; Arthropoda; Insecta; Diptera; Drosophilidae. Gene Ontology annotation, cellular component: membrane; Ssh1 translocon complex. Gene Ontology annotation, biological process: protein targeting; post-translational protein targeting to membrane, translocation.
GCUGAGCAACUUGGUAACACUGCAAGAAGCGACACGGCAGCAAAAUAAAUAUCAAUUCAGUUUACUGAUAAUUCUUGGUUAAAUACUCGCAAAUCCAAAAUGGACAAGGUUGUCAAAUUCGCCGAACCCGGACGCGCCUUCGCCAAGGACUCCAUCCGCCUGGUGAAGCGUUGCACGAAACCCGACCGCAAGGAGUUCCAGAAAAUCGCCAUCGCCACCGCCGUGGGCUUCGCCAUCAUGGGCUUCAUCGGCUUCUUCGUCAAGCUGAUUCACAUUCCCAUCAACAACAUCAUCGUGGGAUCCUAGAGAUCGGCAGGUGGCCCCCGGACCGGAAAGAGAUUACAUGUAGUUCACGAUUCCACGCGCAUCUUUAGCGAAAUAAAAGCCCCUUCUUCGAUUAUACACACACAAUA